This is a messenger RNA of Schistocerca piceifrons (Central American locust), 1422 nucleotides long. RefSeq names its product pancreatic triacylglycerol lipase-like. NCBI's taxonomy places the organism in Eukaryota, Metazoa, Arthropoda, Insecta, Orthoptera, Acrididae. The record is from RefSeq and is a predicted model, not a curated record. The transcript has 9 exons. Gene Ontology annotation, molecular function: lipase activity. Gene Ontology annotation, biological process: lipid metabolic process. The coding region runs from base 448 to 1422 and encodes 324 amino acids.
CCCUGCGCGCUGCCGGCCGUCUGCCUGCUCCUGCCGGCGCUCGCGCUGCUGCCCGCCACGCAGGCUGUCGCGGCGCGCUUCGACGCUCCCAUUCCAGAGACGAUUCACUAUGAGCAGCUGGGGAGGGUGACGACGACGCGGGAUUGGUACCACCCCCGCUACCGCGUCUUCAACCCGACACCAAGGCCGCGGGGAGAGGUCAACGCUACCAUCACUCUCUACACCCGGCAUCUGGCGGAGCAGGGUGUCCGAGUCUGGCCGCUACUACUGAAACCGCCUGCAGAAAGAAACGGCGCAACGGCCGCUCCCACUACGACGGCCAAGACAGAGGAGAAGUCCAAGCUGGAGAUUAACUGGGCAUCGCCAGAGGCGCUGUACGAGAACGUGGACGGCUCGCUACCCACCAGGAUAAUCGUGCACGGCUGGAGGGGCGCCCUCUCCACCUGGAUGAAGGAGAUGGCGGUGGAGUUCCUGAAGCGCGAGCCGUGCAACGUGUUCAUCGUGCAGUGGGACGGCGGGGUCAACUACUUCCAGGCGACGCAGGACAUCCGCGUCGUGGCGCUCGAGAUAGCCGCCCUGAUCAACCACCUCGCGGUGAAGUGCGGCCUGCGGGGGUCUGACGUGCACCUGGUGGGCCACUCUCUGGGCGCCCACACGUGCGGCUACGUGGGCCAGCACGUGCCCGGCGUCGGCCGCAUCACAGGUCUGGACCCGGCAGAUCCGUCCUACACGUACAUGCCAGAGUUCGUACGGCUGGACCCCAGCGACGCCGACUUCGUAGACGUCAUCCACACUGACUCGCAGUCCAUCCUCGGCAACGGUCUGGGCAUGCGGCAGCCGGUGGGCCACCUGGACUUCUUCCCGAACGCGGGCCGCUACCAGCCGGGCUGCGAGCUGUGGAAGGUGCCGGAGGCGGCGCUCAGGAAAGGCGUCCGGGGUGUCGUGUCGGCCGCCGCCGACUUCACCGUGUGCUCGCACUCGCGCGCGCCCAGCCUCUUCACCGAGUCCAUCAACUCGCACUGCCGCUUCCUCGCCUUCCGCUGCGCCUCCUACAUGGCUUUGCACUUGGGCCAGUGUAUUUCAUGUGGCAACAACAUGGAGCGAUGUGCUGUCAUGGGAAUGGACGCGGACAAGUUCAUGCCAGCUGAGGGCUUCUCCCGGAACUCAAGCUUCUUCCUGACGACCGCAAACGAGCCGCCCUUCUGCCAACACCCGUACGCCGUGAGGAUCUUCCCGGCGGACAUGCACAACACGUCGCACUGGGGCCACCUCUCCGUGGAGCUCCGUGGUAUUAGCGGCCUCGUCAAGGAACUCCCUCUCACUGAGAAUGAUGAGUCAGUAUCUUGCUUGCCGACUCGUUUUGUGCAUGUUCGUGAGACACUCUGGUUGACUAGUUUCUCUCCUCAGCGCGCUAAGUUUUAG